Molecule: messenger RNA, 5627 nt
Organism: Marmota flaviventris (yellow-bellied marmot)
Lineage: Eukaryota; Metazoa; Chordata; Mammalia; Rodentia; Sciuridae
Gene: Slc16a3
Product: solute carrier family 16 member 3
Biological process (GO): transmembrane transport; monocarboxylic acid transport
Cellular component (GO): basolateral plasma membrane
Molecular function (GO): lactate:proton symporter activity
Source: RefSeq, a predicted model, not a curated record
GGGACCCCACAGCAUGCCAUGUGCUGGGCUUAUGGGCUCCUGGGUUGUCCUGCGGUGACCUGACAGUGUGGGAAGGGAGGGGCCAGUGAGGAGCCAAGUGCCAGCUGCACCUAAGGCCCGGGGCGGGGCCUUCUGCAUGGUGGUGCUGAGCAAUUGGAGGCACCUCUGGAUCAGGCCCUGGGCCACCAGGCACUGGGCCCUGGCACAGGGGCGGGGCCUGCGGUCCCAGCCUCAGUCUCCAUCUGUGGGAAGGGUCCCACGCGGCAGUCCUACGCACCCAGGCUGCGCGCCCCUGGCCGGAGUUCGAGUCUUGGCCAGGAUGCGAAGCUCUUGAGUUUAGGAAUCAGCGGCCCCCAGCCGGGCGCACCCGUCCUGCCUGUGCGGAGCACAGAAGAAGCCGCCCCAGCCCUAGGGGGCGCGCACCGCAGGGGGACGCGCGGUCCCUGCGGUGCGCGGGGCCCCGGUGGACGCUCAGCGCUGUACUGCUGCUGGGCCGACCCCAGUGGCACCCGCGCUGGCUAGUACGGUAGCGGAGGAAGGGCGCCUACUCCAGGCAAUACGGCGGCGGCUCCUCCCUUGGCGCGGUCACGUCCCCCACGUCCCGCGGCCGGCCGCACGGGCGGAGCAUCCUCCCCUUCCCCCUCCCGGCCCAGCUCCGGUGGGACCCGCCCAGAGUGGCCGACCCCCACCCGCCAGCCGGGCGGGCGGCAGGAGCCAGCAGGCCCGUCCAUCGGAGGAGGGGCCUCGGCUUCCCGCGCCCAGCCCUAGGGCCCUCGCCUCGUCUCACCUCUUCCCACCUGUCUCCCUCCACGCCUGAUCCUGGGUGGGCGGGCACCUCCGGAGCGCUGGCCUUCAGGCGGAAGGCUGCACGGGAGUGGAGGAAUGGGUCCAGAUGGCCAGGCGAAGGGGCAGCCCAUGCAGGGUCCCGCAGGCUUUGGUGUUGGGGGAGGGCAGCUCUGCGCUCACCCCAACCUCCACAGCAGCCUCAGCCACUGACCGCAGCCUUGCUGAGAAGCUAGACCAGAUCACCAGGGCUGUCCACUGUGUGGCAGCCAAGGGUAGAAGCCUCCUUGUAGGAGGUGGGACUUGAGGGCGCCAUCCCCGGGGCCACACUUCUGGGGGUCCUAGCCGAGAUCUGUACUCAGCCAGUUGCUAGCCUUGGGUGGCAGUAUCCAGCCUGGCAAAUGAGGCCAGUGUUUCCACCCCACUGGCCCCGCGAAGAGGAUGUGAGUGGACAAGUGGGAGCCUGCAGGGGUAGGAGGCACGCAGUGGAACCAGGGCGGAGGGCCCAGGCCAGCCCCCCCACCCCACCCCGACCAGCCUUCUGACCUCUCCCUGGAAGCAGCCCCUGCCCCUGUGUUUCUCUGCACUGGUGGGGACAGGGCUGAGGGUGCUGGCUGCCUCCGGCAGGGAGGGGCACAAUGCUGGUUACCUGAUUAUUUAUUUAUUUAUUCUUAGUUUUCGGUGGACACUACAUCUUUAUUUUAUUUGUAUGUGGUGCUGAGGAUGGAACCCAGCGCCCCGCCCACGUCCCCAGCCCUGGUUACCUGCUUUCACAACAGUGUCAAUGAGGGAAGGAAGAAUGGGAACCCGGAAGCAGGCCCUCCCUCUCCCUGACUCAGCACCUCCAACCCUCAAAGGCCAGGUCCUAGCACAAAGGGACUGCUUCCUUGGUUCUCAGGGGUCUGGAAUUUGAUUGAAGGAAUAUAAUUGUCCCUGUGCCUGCCACCUGCCUGGGCUACAAAGGCAGGGAGGUUGCAGGGACCUGGCCUGCACUCCUGGGGCAGACAGUCCAGCCUAAGGAUUCAGGCUGCUGAAGGGUGAGGUUUCUGGGGAGGCCAAGAAAGAGCAGGCUGGGGCACAGGGUUGUAUGUGGGAGGCAUGCAGUACAGGCAGAGGGGAGAGUACAGGGGCCCCACAGCCCUGACUUGGGAGGGGACCCAGGAGUCUCCCCGAGGGCCAAGGUUCUCCAUGUACCCCUGCCAUGAACUGUCCCCUGUCAGCUCCUGGCGGUCUGGGGUAUAUGGGGCCUUGGAAGGACCUCCAGGGAUCAGCCCUGGGGAGUACCUGGAGCUCCUGCUAACCCAGAUGCACCCAGGGAGAUCAGCUUUCUGUAACCCAGAGGCCAGUUUAUUUCUGGGCUGGUUCACAUGCUUCCCUGGGAGGGUAAAUGUCACCAAAAGGCCAGGCGGCUGGACGUGCCCAUGGAUAUGCUGUGGGAGAGGGACCAUGGUGGGUGCUGCUUCCUCCUCUGGGUGGAGACAGAUGGAUAAUUAGCCUGCACACACCUCAGCCUAUCUAUGCUCAGGGUCCCUGGGAGGUGGAGCCACGGACUUGCUCCUCCCGAGCAGCCAGGUGUAAGAGGUCCCAGACCCUCACUCCACCUACCCUGCCCCAAGCCUGGCUGGCAGACAGCCAGCUUAAAGUCAACCUCUGGUCUGAAAAACCACAACCUUGCUGAGGCCUCACUCUGCAGCGUCUCUGGGUGACAGGCUGGAGUAGGCACUGACUGGUGAGGCCAUUUCAGGGUGCCUGAGCUGGGUGGCAAUGGACCACAGUGCUGGGCCUUGGUUGGGAGCUUGUGCCCCAGGCGCCACAAUCUCCGUGGCACAGACGGUCUUCCACGUGUGACCCUCCUUGAAGGGCCUAGAACAUGCUGUGCUCUCCUGGCCUGAGUCCUGGCACCAGCCCACCCUCUGCCUGCCUUCCCAAGCCACAGCCCAGGGGUGCUCUUCUCCAGCAGGUGGCAGAUGUCUCUGCUUCCCAGCAGUCCCUACUGCCUCCUGAGGACCCUGGAUGCCUCCAAGAGGGCCCAGCCCCCGGUGGGCAGUGGACAAGCAAGGGGGACUUCAAAAGGCUGGGGUGCCUGUGAUUCCCCUAGCAGGACUGGGCAGGGCUGGUACAGCCCCAGCUGCCUCACUCUGUUUCUGGGGAGGACCCUGGGCAUGUGGGGUCGGGCUGCUCCUGUGGCCAUUACUGAGCACUCCCCUCCUGGACUUUGCAAGGCCCUCGAUUCAUUCAUUUAAUUUUUGCAGUACUCACGUGUGCUAGGCCAGGACUCUGCACUGCGUCCCAGCCUGCCUGACUUGUUUCAGAAAGUGCUAUAAGCAUCCAAGGCCACACUCCAAGCAAGUGGGGGCUGGCAGGGACAAUCGCCCCUCCCACAUUGGCUCCUUCGCAGUGAGUGGUCCCUAGGGUGACUGGUCAGCUCCCUGCUGUGUGGGCUCUUAGGUCUUUUACCUAGGCACUAAGAUGGCACAGUGAUCCUGCCCUCAGUGCCCCUUGCAGUGUGUCCUCACUGUGCAUGAUGUUCCUCCUUUGGCCCCACUCCCGGCUGGGGGUCUCAGCUGGGCACAGCAUCAUAGAACUGGUGUGGCCCCUGCAGGGGGGGUUGGGGGGAUGGGGAACCCAGCUGAGUGCAGUCUCUGGCAUGCCUGAAGGUAUCCCUUGGGGAUAGGGAUACCUUCAGGAAGACGCGGGGAAGGGGGUGGGGUGGGGCCCAAGCCUAUCCCGCCCCCACCCCAGGUACCUGCCGCAGGGGCGGUCACACCAUGGACAAUGGCUAACCUGACACACCAGGGCUGCACUUUCUUCCCCAGAGAGCUGGCUGGCUGCACACCACUGGUGGGAGACGCUGCGCAGGCUAGGCUGAAGGCCUCGGGUUCCAGACACCCAGGGACACAGACCCUGUCAUAACUCUCUCCCUGGUGAGGUGCGGCAGAACCAGCCCUUCUGGCCAUGGGAGGAGCUGUGGUGGACGAGGGUCCCACGGGCGUCAAGGCCCCCGAUGGGGGCUGGGGCUGGGCCGUGCUCUUCGGCUGCUUUGUCAUCACGGGCUUCUCCUACGCCUUCCCCAAGGCAGUGAGCGUCUUCUUCAAGGAGCUCAUGCGGGAGUUCGGGAUUGGCUACAGCGACACAGCCUGGAUCUCCUCCAUCCUGCUGGCCAUGCUGUACGGCACAGGCCCCCUCUGCAGCGUGUGUGUGAACCGCUUUGGCUGCAGGCCUGUCAUGCUUGUGGGUGGCCUCUUCGCGUCCCUGGGCAUGGUGGCUGCCUCCUUCUGCAGGAGCAUCAUCCAAGUCUACCUCACCACAGGGGUCAUAACUGGCUUGGGCCUGGCUCUCAACUUCCAACCCUCCCUCAUCAUGCUCAACCGCUACUUCAACAAGCGGCGCCCCAUGGCCAACGGGCUGGCGGCCGCGGGCAGCCCAGUGUUCCUGUGUGCGCUGUCGCCGCUGGGGCAGCUGCUGCAGGACCGGUACGGCUGGCGGGGUGGCUUCCUCAUCCUGGGCGGCCUGCUGCUCAACUGCUGCGUGUGCGCUGCGCUCAUGAGGCCCCUGGUGGCACCCCAGCCGGGCGGGGCAGCAGGCCCCCAGCGGCCUGCCCGGCGCCUGCUGGACCUGAGCGUCUUCCGGGACCGCGGCUUCGUCAUCUACGCUGCCGCCGCCUCCAUCAUGGUGCUGGGGCUCUUCGUACCUCCCGUGUUUGUGGUGAGCUACGCCAAGGACCUGGGUGUGCCCGACACGCAGGCUGCCUUCCUGCUCACCAUCCUGGGCUUCAUCGACAUCUUCGCCAGGCCCACAGCUGGAUUCAUCACCGGGCUCAAGAAGGUGCGGCCCUACUCGGUCUACCUCUUCAGCUUCGCCAUGUUCUUCAAUGGCUUCACCGACCUGACGGGCUCCACAGCCAGCGACUACGGUGGCCUGGUGGUCUUCUGCAUAUUCUUCGGCAUCUCCUACGGCAUGGUGGGGGCCCUGCAGUUUGAGGUGCUCAUGGCCAUUGUGGGCACCCAGAAGUUCUCCAGUGCCAUUGGCCUUGUGCUGCUGCUGGAGGCUGUGGCUGUGCUCAUCGGACCCCCGUCGGGCGGCAAGCUGCUGGACACGACCCACGUCUACAAGUACGUGUUCAUCCUGGCGGGGACUGAGGUGCUCACCUCCUCCCUCGUGCUGUUGCUGGGCAACUUCUUCUGCAUCAGGAAGAGGCGCGAGGCGUCACAACCUGAGGAGGCUACCUCGGAGGCAGAGAGGCUCCAAAAGCCCCCCACAGAUGUGAGGGUGGACUCCCGGGAGGUGGAACACUUCCUGAAGGCAGAGCCUGAGAAAAACGGGGAGGUGGUCCACACCCCGGAGACCAGCGUGUGAGUGGCCUGGCGGGGCUGGCAGGGUGCAGGGAAGAGCUACAGAGACUGGCAACGCUUGUAUUUAUUUCACAAACAGGACCAGCUGAGGCAGGGCCACUGGCUCCGUGCUGGGUGCUGGUCAUCGGGUCAUCACCUGACCUGUGUUUUGCGGGGAAGGUGGCGGGGUGGGAACGUGUCAUUCCACAGCGGAUCUGCGGUGAAGCCAAGCCCAUGGUUACAAGCCGCCUGCUCACCCCAAACAGCCCAUGCCCCCCACGUGGUCAAGGACCUAGAAGCCCAGGCUUUGAGACAACAUGACUUUAAUAGGAGGGCGGGCUGGCGAGUGGACACCUCCCCGAGGCCUUCCCUGGUGCCUGUCUGACCCUCCACCCUGCCCUCGCCUCCUACGGUGCCCACCCCUCUCUGUCUAGGGUACAAAGAGCUCAUUCCACCCGUGAAGGUGCGAAAUAAACCUGCGUGUGGCAGGAGUCUGGGGGCCUGGUCCUCGGA